UGGAUCAAUAAAUCGUUGCCAAACGACCAACGUCCUCAGGCUUAAACUGAAUUUUCUUUAAAAGCGUAAUAGAAUUAAGGGCGGAUAUUACUGCAACAUGGAUGCAAUAAUUCAAACAAUAUGCCUUUGCAUAUUCGUAAUUUCAUUAAUCAUUUCGGAUGUACAUGCAGUGGACUAUUGCAAUGCCUUUUACUACUGUGAAGACGGAUACUAUUGUUGUGACAAUGAUACCCGAUGUUGCUCUAACUCACUUUUGACGAUUGGCGCAAUCGUUGGUAUAGUGAUAGGAUGUCUCGUUUUCAUCAUCGGCUGCUGUGUUGCUGUAAUAUGUUGUGUUAAAAAGCAAGGCCACAGACCUGGUCAGAUCGUCCAGCCAGCACAACAACCUGGUGUCGCGAUAAUCUCAACUGGACAGCCACAAGGUCAACCGGGAUACGGUCAACCGAUGUACGGACAACCUAUAUAUGGACAUCAACCAUACGGUCAACAACAACAUGGUGUGCAGCAGCCACCAAGCAGUAACAAAGCAGAAACAAGCGACCCAGCAUAUCCACUUCCGCCGCCGAAUUCGUAGUGCAAAAAGAAGUGUUUGAGUGCGAAUUGUGAUACGUUAUGUUAUGUACUUUUUACCAUUAUUUUUAAGCAUUUGCAUAUAAUCUUUUUCUUAUUUAAUAUACAGAUACAGUUCAAUAUCAACAUCAUAUAAACUGUUAAUGAAAUGAUACGAAAAGUCUCGGUAUCGUGUUUUUCCCUCACUUUGUCAGACAGAAGUGACUCUCUAGUGUGUCCUUUAUCUGUAACACAUCCUGAUUAAACUGAUAGUAAAAUUUUGUUCUUCAUAAAAGCCCAGUUAUUUACUAUUUGAAAUCAUUAAAUACUCGUGUUUCCGCCAGUAUUGCACACAUGACUCUUAUUACAUACACUUGUAGUUUAUAGGGUAUUUUUAAAUUUCUUCAUCUUAUCUGUACAUUUUAAUCUUGUUUAAUCUAAUUCUAUUUUGUUUGACAUAACUACAGUAAUGAUUUCAUUUACCAUAAAACUAAUGCAAAAUUAUAAGCAUAAUUAAAAACAACGCUUGAGAGUUUAAACCGGUUAACUGGUUAAUUGCGCGUAAACCCUCAGUCCUUACCCUGCUAAAUUUCUAUAAUAAACUUGUCCAUCUUUCAAUAUAGACAUUACCAUUAACUGUUAAAAGGGAUGCUUACCAAAUAUAUUCUGAUUGAAUGGCGAACAGUGCAGAUCAUGAUCAGACUGCACGGAUCUAAACUAGUCGCAAAGGUAAAACCAAUCGUGUCCAGCAUGGUAACGGUUAAUACCACCGUAUUCUAAACCCGUAGACGAUUUUGGACUCGUGUUAAUUAAUCAAUCUGAAUAUGAAUAGACAGCAGUCUUUCAUUGUUUGUUUUUCUUUCUUUUUUAUUUAUAUUUUUUCAUUUAAUGCUACUUUGUAUUUUCAUUGAUAUAUGUACAUUAAGUUGUAUGCAAUGUAUAUAUUUUCUCUGUUUGUGCUUAUGUUCAAAUUUUCAAUAUUGGAGGAAAAAUAAAGAUCUAUCUAUU
This is a messenger RNA of Mercenaria mercenaria, 1557 nucleotides long. RefSeq lists its product as uncharacterized. The coding region runs from base 98 to 574 and encodes 158 amino acids. The record is from RefSeq and is a predicted model, not a curated record. The transcript has 4 exons. Lineage: Eukaryota; Metazoa; Mollusca; Bivalvia; Venerida; Veneridae.